UGAACACAGGACUUCAUUUUGACCACUUGUGUUAAACCAGCUCAGGACAGAGGAGAAACUUCUCUAAAUAUUUUUUUUAUGCACAAUCAAUCAACAGAAUUGUACAUCUUUGAUCACCAGUAUUUGACCUGCUUGGAUUCCACCAAAUCAGAAGCUAUUUUUUUUACAUUGAUCUAUGUGCUUAGUGCCCACCUACACCAGACAACCUAACCAUGUGGAGUGCCCCUUCAACCAUCCUCUUCUUUUGCCUCUUGGUCCUGGUCAACCUCAGGUCCCUGACGCAGGCUUGCCAAGGGGAUGAGGUCCCUCGCAACGUGGUGCUGGACUGGUUCAAACAGCACCUCCUGGACGGGUUAGGGCUGGAGAAGCCCCCUGAGCCUAGCCUCCAGGCCCAUGAAGGAGGCAAAGUGAGAGUGGAGGUGGGGAAAGGGCACCGGAGAGCCACCAGGGUGGGGAGGGCAGCCUGGGCACAAGACCAUAUGAGGCAUCUUCAGGAGAACCAAGAGCAAGUCAUCCUCUUUCCCAGCUCUGACUCGACUUGUGGUACCGAAGUGUCUCUUCCUGAAGAAAAAGACACCCGCCACUUCACCUACUACUUCCAACCGUCUGCGGACAAGCAGCAGUCCGCCGUCACCUUGGCCCAUUUCUGGUUCUACGCUGGAGAGGGUGGAAGCACAACUGUCGCCCCUCUCUUCAUUCUCACCUCCGACCAAAAACUUCUUAAUGUUGCAGAGAUUCCGACAAAAACAACCCCUGACGGCUGGACCACCUACCACCUCGAGCGUCCCCUUCACGCUAUCCUGGCCCAAGGACCUUUCGUGUUCCAGGUGCGCUGUCCCUCCUGUAAAUGUCACGCUAACGAAGCCGACAAAACGCCGUUUCUCCACCUCCACACACGCCCUCGCAGCCCAGACCGCUCCCCUCGGCAAGCGGCCGCAACCAUCCCCUGGUCUCCGUCGGCCAUUAACCUCCUGAUGCGGCCAUCGCUGGAGAAACCCGACAAGAGCGACUGUAACCGGGAGGAGAUCAACAUCUCGUUUGAGGAGCUGGGCUGGGACAACUGGAUCGUCCACCCCAAGGUGUUCACAUUUUACUAUUGCCACGGGACCUGUUUAUCGUUGGACAGAACCACUGCUGUGCUGGGGAUUAAGCAGUGCUGCGCUCCGGUGCCCGGAACCAUGAAGUCGCUACGGUUCACUACUACGUCUGACGGUGGAUACUCUUUCAAAUACGAGACCCUGCCUAACAUCAUACCGGAGGAGUGCACUUGUAUUUAGGCCUAAAACUCUGCAUAUCAAGUAGCCUAAUAUUUGUCAUGCUGAAUCUUUCACUUUCGUGUUAUGGAAAACUCGGCACCUAGGUUAGGCUCCUUAAACCUACUUCGUUAUAGACUACUAGUAUUAAUUUCUAAACUAAACGACCAGGAGAACUGAUUUAUAUGCCACCUGGUAGUUAACGGAAUUCGGUUCAAUAUAAAAUCAGUCCCUGAUUAAAGGGCUAGAAUGAAAACCGUCUGUCCUCCUCGGGCCUCGAACUUGGAACCACUCCGCUAAACAGCAUGCUAAACGUUUGUAAUUGAGCUACAACCUGAAUUUUAAAUAAAACGAUUGUGUUCA
Messenger RNA from Esox lucius (northern pike), 1616 nucleotides. It is a transcript of the gene inha, whose product is annotated as inhibin subunit alpha. The record is from RefSeq and is a predicted model, not a curated record. The transcript has 2 exons. NCBI's taxonomy places the organism in Eukaryota, Metazoa, Chordata, Actinopteri, Esociformes, Esocidae. Gene Ontology annotation, cellular component: extracellular region. The coding region runs from base 213 to 1277 and encodes 354 amino acids. Gene Ontology annotation, biological process: SMAD protein signal transduction. Gene Ontology annotation, molecular function: cytokine activity; growth factor activity.